AUGUUCGAAAUGUCAGAAACGCCAUCGACAUCUGUAUCCUUACGCAUUCCGACCAUCUUCGACUCGGACUACUUACAGCCUCGUUAUCGCAACCUCUGGAGUGCUGAAGAACGAGCACGGUUCCAGAUGGUCAUCAUCGAGCUGGCGCCGGAGGCGACGAUGUGGCACGAGGAGCUUGUGGAAGUCUAUGCCCUCGAGGGAGAUGAUCAAGAGAUGAAGGUCGAAGACUUGGGCGACGAGAGGGCCGUGGCAAAGGAGGAAGAAGAGUCAGGUGACGAGGAGGUCAAAGAGGUAGUUGUGUCGGAGACGCAGCCCGAAUCGGCUUCGAGAACGGGACGGAAGCGUCGCCGAUCUUUGGGGUCUCCGCGAAGGUCUAAACGAAAGCUGGUUAGGACGGCGAGUGGGGCCAAACCAGCGUUUAUUGAUAUCGAUGGGGAUGACUUGCCUGGUAUUGCGGUCAAAUCCGAGGAGCUUUCGAACAUCAGCCAAAAACAGGAGGACGAGGACGAGGACGAGGAAGCGGACGAAGAGGACGAGCUAGAUAACGAGGACGACGAACUGGUCGACCCACCCGAUGGACUGGCCGAGAAAGUUGAGGAGUGGGUAACAGCUCUGCAAAUCCUCGUCAAGGGCAAGAAACGACUGAGGCAGCAGGAUCUGCUCAACCUCAAAGUGUACCUUGAAGACAUCCAUGUCCACCGAGCACACUUCAAGCCAGCAUCGACCCUUGCCCAAACAAUUUUCGCCGUGUCGCAGCUUGAUGCGAAUGAUGUCCCAUACAGAGAUGCCCUCAGCCUGCGAGCACUGGCAAAAAAAUCUGUCCGAGGAUGGGGCAUUCGCAAGCUGCGUGCUCGUUAA
Cyclocybe aegerita is the source of this 858-nucleotide messenger RNA. NCBI's taxonomy places the organism in Eukaryota, Fungi, Basidiomycota, Agaricomycetes, Agaricales, Hemipholiotaceae. The record is from the annotation of a GenBank genome assembly.